Molecule: messenger RNA, 1203 nt
Organism: Protopolystoma xenopodis
Lineage: Eukaryota; Metazoa; Platyhelminthes; Monogenea; Polystomatidea; Polystomatidae
Source: the annotation of a GenBank genome assembly
AUGAAGGAUUGCACCAUGACAGAAGCACCAUCGAUCGCAUCCAGAAAGCAGACCUCUGCUGAGGGUCAGGCCCUUGAAGCAUAUUUGCAAGAUGUAUCAGUUUACUCACAAACCAAUCAAUUAAGUGGCUUUAUAGAUUCAGGAAAUCACUUUAUAAACGGUGUUACUUCGCUCUCACAAGAUAUUGAAACCCCUAACAGAGAUCAAGCGCUUUCCCCGAAAUCUGAAUCAUUAUAUGCACCAAAUCUAUGCGAAAUUAGCUAUGAGAAGUUGCAUCAACCUCAGUUUGGAAUGAUCAGCCCCUCAAAAAUCAAGAAAAACAUAAAUAAGUUUGUGCAGACGAAUAGAAAUUGUACAAUGAGCUUUGAAGUUCCUCACAAUAAAUUUACAGAGAGCAGUCACAGAAAUUCUUCCCAGCUAAUCCCUACUGAAAAACAAACAAAGCCAAUCCGUGGCCAACAGCUGUUGUUACUAAGUCAAGGCGAAGAUAGUGGAAACGACCAGAAAACUGGGAAUAUUCCAACUUUCCAGAGCAACGCCUUUACCACAACCCGAUGCUCAUCUGGUGGGCCUCUAGACGUCCGAUCGGAUACUUUGAUGUUUCAUCACCAUCAUCCAAAAAAAAAACUUAUGAAACAAGUAGCAGACGUAAGUAUAUUUCGUACUCCAGUGCAAUCUAUAGAAUGUCCAUGUCCCUCUCCACCGGUUAGAAAUGGAGUAGAGACGACUCGUAACCAAUUAUCCAAGCAGUUAUACAAGAUUCGGACAGAACUUCCUUCCACUGGAUUUGCAGCACAGAGUAAUCGGUCGAUGGCACCUUCUUCACUGGGCGAUAUCAUCCCAAUGUCUUAUAAUACGACAAAUGAGUCAUUCCCACAUAUCUACAGCAGACAUUCUCCAACCGCUAAGACUGACUUUUUCGUUGCUGGCAAAGCAGACAAGCUGUCGCUAGUGGAGGGUAGGAGGCGCAAAAGUUUUGGGAGCGCGUUUUACCCGCAGCCGAUAGAAUUGUGUACCAACGGUUCAUCUGUCAGUGGAGCCGCUGCAAGGCUUUCAGAGCAUGCUUCGGAUGGUGAAGAGCAGAAUGAUAAAGUGUCGGAAAGCUAUGAAAAAAUGGUGCCACAGAAAAAGAGAGGUAAAAUUUAUAAUAAUAGCUCUAUUCUUAAUGCAAUUAUAAGAGAAAUUCCUAAUAAAAAAGAGUGA